Molecule: messenger RNA, 1851 nt
Organism: Aspergillus versicolor CBS 583.65
Lineage: Eukaryota; Fungi; Ascomycota; Eurotiomycetes; Eurotiales; Aspergillaceae
Exons: 2
Coding region: 1-1851 (616 amino acids)
Biological process (GO): positive regulation of proteasomal ubiquitin-dependent protein catabolic process; ubiquitin-dependent protein catabolic process; protein polyubiquitination
Cellular component (GO): ubiquitin ligase complex; cytoplasm
Molecular function (GO): ubiquitin conjugating enzyme binding; zinc ion binding; ubiquitin protein ligase activity
Source: RefSeq, a predicted model, not a curated record
AUGAGGAAAUUCGUCAAGUUCCUCGGCGGGGAGAAGGGAAACGCUGGAACUUAUCAUAGCGUCUGGUCCCUUCCAGCCCCGGAAUCAGGCUCAAGAGCAGUCGUCACGAACACAAAGGAGUCUCGUCAAAAGCUGUCUACGAAAAAGCCGCAAGCACCCCAGCAUAUCUCGAGUCUUAACCAACCGUCGUUGGCAGAGCUCAGCAGUCCGACGACGUCCACAUUCUCAGCGCGUACGGAAGCAACAUCCAUUGCGGAACUUUCAGCGUCGUCGGACGCUCAGGUUUCGGAGCUGCAUGCGUGGACUCCGGAUGCUCAUCCUCUGCAGGUCAAUUCUCCGAGGAAGGAGAUUGAGUGGAACGAAGAAGAACAACCGCAGCCCAAUUACACUCGGGUGUUCGUCGAUGAGGAUGAUGAAAUCGCCAACCCUAUUUCUACGCCCACGCUUCCUCCAGCCUCAACGCCUCCACCAAUAUCCACGCCCAAGCCAAAGCCUGAUCCAGCCUCGGACCUCCUCAUAUUUUCUGACACAACUGAUGCGAUUCCUCUAUUCGGCCGGCAGUUCGGUAUAGCUCCGACAUCAAUAGUGCGUGAGCAGGACAAAGCGCCGGAGGCGGAGCCAGAGCCAGAACAACCAGAGCCAACACCUCCAGGCCCAAAGGGUCCGCAGGCGCUCUUCCAACAAGUUGAUGAAGAGUUGGAAGCACUGUAUGUCGGCUAUCUUAAGAAAUCUGGUAAACAGAAGUCUUCUUCGGACCCCGCGAAGAAAGUGAAACGAUGGCGGUCCAAAUUGGAGCAUGCACCAGAGGCAUGCAUUAUCUGUCUUGAGCCAUUUGGACCGGAUGGGGUCAAGGCACCGGAUACGCUAUCCGUCGCCUGCCAGCACACACCGUCGGUUUGUUAUAUUUGUCUAGCGAGGAGCAUCAAGCACGAUCUUGAGGCCAAGUUCUGGAACGAAAUCAAGUGUCCAGAAUGCAAGACGCUGUUUAUCCACGAGGAUAUUAAACGGUUUGCAGACGAGGAGACCUUUAUUCGGUAUGACAAAUUCUCCUUUCGGGCUGCGGUCUCCGUCGACAAAAAUUUCGUUUGGUGCCUCGACUGCCCUUUCGGCCAACUCCACGAACCAGGCGCCGACCAGCCGCUCGUGCGUUGUCUCAAUUGCAACUCAGAAUCCUGCUUCAAGCACUCCAUCAAAUGGCACGAUGAGUUCACAUGUGACGAGUAUGAUGCUGUUCUCUGGGAUCCGGAUAGUUAUAAAUCUAUCAAGGAGAAGAAUGCCGGCCUCGCCCCGGUGGAGCGAGAGUAUAUGAAACGGAAGGAACUUAGCCGCGCAAAGAGAAAGGAGACUGCACGACAAGCGAAGCUGCACGAAACACAGAAGAAAGCGGCGCGCAAGAAGCAACACGAAGAGGCCUCCCGGUUGCGAAAGGAGAGGAAGGCCGCUGAGGCCGAAGCAGCGCGGGCACAGAGCCAGCCGGAAGAUGAAGACGAUGGACAGGAUACAAGCGAAGAUGCUGUACAGGAUGACUUCAGGGAGAAGAUCGAAAUGUUGAAGAGGCGGAUGCGGGAGGUUGAAUUGUCGGUGAACUUGGUCGAGGAGAUCGCAAAGCGUUGUCCGGGUUGUCAAUGGCCAAUCGAGAAGAACGAGGGAUGUGACCAUAUGACCUGUAAGCCCACCUUUCUUACGUUCCUCCUUCCUUGCCUUUACCUGAUCUUUGAUCUGUUCAUGGCCACGUACCGGCUGGUUGACCGAUACAGGCAUCAAAUGCAGAAAGGAGUUUUGCUGGGUCUGCCUUGGCCCUUGGUCCUCACAUACUGGCCGGUGUCGGCCCCAGCCAUAGGCAGCUCAUAG